AUGACUGGUACGCCCAAAGGAAGUAGGUUGACCAUCUGGUAUCCUUCAUUCGCUCCAAAUUCUGAUUCCUUGGCAGCUUUUGGCACUCUUGCUCAUGAUACACAUCGACGAAGACGCGCAACCAUCAGCCCGCUCUUCUCCAAGGGUGCUUGUGCUGCAUCCGAGUCGAACAUAUACAAGAACAUCGAGUUGCUGCUAGCCUAUGUCGAUGACCAGAUUCGUACCACAGGAAGCGCUGAGAUGCGGAAAAUCUAUCUCGCCUUCACAACGGAUACGUUAAGUGACCACUGCUUCGGACGUUCCACCGGCUUGUUGCUCGAUGACCAAGCGGCAUUGAACUGGCAAAAGACUAUCAAGGCAGUCGCUAUUGUCACGAGGCGGAACUAA
This is a messenger RNA of Annulohypoxylon maeteangense, 387 nucleotides long. RefSeq lists its product as uncharacterized. The record is from RefSeq and is a predicted model, not a curated record. Lineage: Eukaryota; Fungi; Ascomycota; Sordariomycetes; Xylariales; Hypoxylaceae. The transcript has a single exon. Gene Ontology annotation, molecular function: iron ion binding; oxidoreductase activity, acting on paired donors, with incorporation or reduction of molecular oxygen; monooxygenase activity. Bases 1 to 387 code for a protein of 128 amino acids.